Molecule: messenger RNA, 453 nt
Organism: Lactuca saligna
Lineage: Eukaryota; Viridiplantae; Streptophyta; Magnoliopsida; Asterales; Asteraceae
Source: the annotation of a GenBank genome assembly
AUGAUAAGCAAUUUGUCGAACAGUUUAAGGGCAUUAAUAAUUUCUCUUCAAUCUAGCCCCUCAGCCAAGAAGAAAUCCGAUACUAAUAAGAAGAAACGAGGCAUCGCCCAUGAAAAGAAACGAGACCCUAGUACUGAUAAGAAGAAACGCGACCUCACCGAUGAUAAGAAGCGAAACCCAAAGGUUUUUCGAAUGUUUCUUGAUUUUCCAGAAAAAGAUAAGAACAAGUGUGGUGUGGACUUACAUGUAAGUUCAGCAUCACGAGCGAACCCGAAUAUUACCUUAUGGAAAACCGAGAAGAUGAAGGAAGAUGAGACGAUCAUCGAAGCGAAGAAUAAAGAAAGGGCAAAGAUAGUUAGAGACAGCGAGGGAGGGCGGCAUACGACAACGACAAACUUCAUCAUCUUCUUCUACUACCUGGCGGUGUGUGAUUCUCGGCGACGACGUGAUUAG